Molecule: messenger RNA, 852 nt
Organism: Vicia faba (fava bean)
Lineage: Eukaryota; Viridiplantae; Streptophyta; Magnoliopsida; Fabales; Fabaceae
Source: the annotation of a GenBank genome assembly
AUGGCUAGCGCGGAUGAAGUUUCAGCUCUUAAACGUAUCAAACUGCAUCUUCUGGGUGAAUUUUCACCACUUCCAUCUCCAAUUUCACAACCUUGGAGUUUCGAUUUUGAUUUUCAGUUUCAAACCAACCAAACCAAUCAUGAUUCUUCAAUCUCUUUGGAUCAUUAUUUCACUGAUCUCCUUCAAACAGACACAGAAAUUCUGACCUUUGAAUUUGACUUCAAACCUCAAACAACUCAACCUGAGAGCCCUAAAACUUUAUCAUCUCAUCCUCAGAAUCCUCAACUGAAGAGAAAACCGUCUCUGGAAAUCGCUCUCCCGAACAAAACCGAAUGGAUCCAAUUCAGAAAACCGGAUCCGAAACCGGAAGUGGUUGUACAGAAGCCGGAAGUUGCUGAGAAACAGCACUACAGAGGCGUUAGACAGAGACCAUGGGGAAAGUUCGCCGCCGAGAUCCGCGACCCGAACAAACGCGGCUCGAGACUGUGGCUUGGAACUUUUGAAACUGCUAUCGAAGCCGCUAAAGCCUACGAUCGUGCCGCUUUUAGGCUUCGUGGAUCUAAAGCGAUUCUCAACUUUCCGCUAGAAGUCAACGCCAUGGCGGCGGCGGAGUCGGUGGUGGUGGAGAACGCCGGCGACAACAAAAAACGUUGCCGUGAAGAGGAAGAUGAUGAUGUGGUGGAGGUGAAAAAGGAGAAAACGAUGGAAUUUGAUGUGAACUGUUUUAAAGAAACGCCGUUAACUCCGUCAACUUGGACUGGGUUUUGGGACGUUGAUGUUAAGGGGAGUUUCAGCGUUCCACCGUGCUCGCCGUUACCUUCCAUUUGUUUUUCACCUCUAGUGCUUGUGUGA